AUGCGUACGCAUUAUGAACAAAUUAUGUCGGCUUUUAUGAGGGUUAAGAAUCAUGAUUUGAAUCUCGAAAUGUUUUCUCCGGAACAAAGAACAUUCAUUCACGAGAUUCUAUGGCGUCGCAUUGAAAAAUCUUUACCAUUAAAUUUUUCGGUUUCAUUAGCUCAGUUUGUGCCUAACCUUUUAGUGCAACAAAUAAUAUCGUUUGAUCAAGUGAAUGAGAGUGAAAUAGUAUAUGAAUUAAAAGAAGAGGAUGUUAAUUUCGUAGUUGAAGCUGAGCCACAUGAUACUGCUGCUCGAAAUGAAACGAUUGACCUUGACACAAUACUGCCAAAAAUCGUUGGGCAUGCGCGAAUAGAAAAUAUCUUCGGCACUCCAUCAAAUUCUUCGCCUAAAAAAGCAGAUCUAUUUAAAAUAACACAUAUUCCUAUGUUUAUCGAUGAAAAGAAAGUGGUAUACACUUCAAAUCUUCCUCAAUAUUUAACGUUAGCUCAUGAUGGAAGUUCUUCGGAAUGGUUUGAGCAUAAGGAUAGAAAAUGCACCACGAAUGAACAAUUGAAAUAUAUGUUUUGUUCUAUUCCAGUACCUGUGUUUAAUGCGAUUCGACAUCCUUGUUUGAGAUCAAUUAUAUUCAACACAUCUGUUGACGACUGUCUAAGAGAAACAGUUGAUUUAUCUUCACCACAAGUCAUCGAAUUUGCGCCUAAUAUACAUGCAAUUAGCGUUCACACACCAUUGCAAUGUUUUGAAAAGGGCGAUAAAAAAAAAAUUUAA
Molecule: messenger RNA, 771 nt
Organism: Adineta ricciae
Lineage: Eukaryota; Metazoa; Rotifera; Eurotatoria; Adinetida; Adinetidae
Source: the annotation of a GenBank genome assembly